AUGUCUGCACCAGGAGACCCUCCGCUUGAGUUGCAGUAUCGCCCAAUCUUUCCUUCAUUCCAUGUGCUGGAGAAUCACGACCGCACUUCCGACGUCUAUCAAUCAUUUCCGUUUCUUCCUGGUUUCGAAAGCAUCUCUUUUGAAGAGCAACGCCUCCACGACAUGACUCCACCUCCUCCUAUGGCUGUUGGCAAGGUCGGCAAGCUUUCUUCAAGCGCCCUCCGAUCUCUCAAAGCUGCCUACAAGAGUCACCAACCGUCAAAGCAUCAUGACUUCGAUCUUCUUGAUCCGUUCUUCAACGCCAUGUGGAGACCUGGUCAGGGUUCCGACACUACGCACGAACUCAAUGCACAGGAAGACUCGAUCAAAGCAGAGACUGAGCCAGAAACAGAAGAGAUACGUGACGCCAAGAGGGAGUCCGUCAUCGAAUGCAAGCUCGAUGUAGACGUAGCAGCAUUCAGAGUUUACACAGAAUGGGUCUACUCAGGUCAAAUCCAGUGGGGAGCCUUGAGUGUCAACGCAGAAGACAUCGACUUCUCUUCUAUUGGUGAAGCAUACAUUCUCGGUGAGAAGUUGUUGGACCGAAACUUCAAGAACGCUAUCGUCAACUUGCUUCUCCGAACAAUCGUCGCACAAGGCAAGAUGGACCUUACUCUGCCGACACUAGUUUUCAAAGAGACUUCGGCUUCGGCACCUCUGAGAAAGCUCCUGGUCGAUAUCUGGGUCUGCUAUGGACACAAGGACUGGCUAAAGCCAGAUGAAUAUAGGCAGACUAUUUCUGCUACCUUCCUUUCGGACUUGUCAACUGCCUUUCUCGAUCUCCAUGGUCAUGACGAGAUUCCUAAAUCCAAUCUAUCGACCCUGGACACCUGCAAAUACCAUGAGCAUCCAGAUGGCAAGCCCUGUUCGGUCGGCAGACGCCACCCUCGAGAGAUCGUUGAGCCGGAAUGA
Messenger RNA from Aureobasidium musti, 951 nucleotides. The record is from the annotation of a GenBank genome assembly. NCBI's taxonomy places the organism in Eukaryota, Fungi, Ascomycota, Dothideomycetes, Dothideales, Saccotheciaceae.